AAUGAAGUUCCCACGUUCGACGCGGAGAAUGCCCGAUUGCGUCCAACAGGAAAGACGACUAUGGCAGACCACUCGCAGAUAAUUGAUUUGACUCUAGAAUCGGGUUCGGAGUCCGAUGAAGUGGCGAUAAUCAAUGAUCCAUGCGUUAGCUCUACUGCAACGCCAUAUGUAACCGCAGCAGACGAGCGACAAAGGUUGCGACCCGACGAGCACACGGGAGCCGAUAGUGCUGAUCUAUCACAUAUUCUUGAUAUCGAUCUUGGUCCUGCACCGAAAUAUGGUGUCCGCCGACCUCAAGAUGAGCCAGAUGAGCUUGAGAAAUUAUGGAAGGAACGGCUUGCAAGGGUAAAUAAGGGUAUCAAAGCUUACAAAGUAACGAGUUUCCAGCAUGACCGUACAUCAGAACGUCGGGAACUAAUUUAUGGUUACGGUGACAAGAGCAUUUCGGCCUCCCUCUCAGCAAGCAGCGUGCAUUAUAUCACUCGCAGCUGCACGGCUGCCUCCUUCAUCCGGAGCACAGAAUAGAAUUUUCCCCAAUUCAGUUUGAAGCCAGCACGUCAGGGGGUAAGUAAGUCACCCCCAUUGAUUUUUUGCAAACUAAGAUGGGCGUCAUAUCCCGAGGGGUCAACAUUAUCAUCCAGCACGGCCCCUAUGCCGUCACAGCUAGUACUGUGCAGGCUGGGACUCGUGCUAAUGUCCCGGAUUGGGAUUCGCGCAGCCAGACCGUGGACAACAGUUCAUCAUCUCGUUCUGGAAGCAUCCUUUAUAAGAAACAUGAGUUCAGUCUCCACAACGACGAGAAAUAUUGGGAGA
This is a messenger RNA of Cantharellus anzutake, 813 nucleotides long. RefSeq lists its product as uncharacterized. The transcript has 5 exons. The coding region runs from base 61 to 525 and encodes 154 amino acids. The record is from RefSeq and is a predicted model, not a curated record. NCBI's taxonomy places the organism in Eukaryota, Fungi, Basidiomycota, Agaricomycetes, Cantharellales, Hydnaceae.